Molecule: messenger RNA, 593 nt
Organism: Cladophialophora psammophila CBS 110553
Lineage: Eukaryota; Fungi; Ascomycota; Eurotiomycetes; Chaetothyriales; Herpotrichiellaceae
Exons: 1
Source: RefSeq, a predicted model, not a curated record
GGACAGACCGUUGUGGAAUACAAGGCUCUCACAACAACUGGGUGGAACAUGCAUCUUUGGAAUGUCCUAAUCAUCGGCUGCAAUACCUUCGGCUGUCUGCUUGGCUCAUCGAGCUUUUCUUCUUGCUCAUAAAUGCUUGCAUCAAGAUCUCGAUCGAGCUUCUCUACCACAAAAUAUCAUCAUGCAGCCACAGCAUAUGAUUCAUUCGACUCACCCGGACGACAAUCACAUUUACCGUCGCCCAUACUGUUGCCCUAGUCUUGGAGCUGAUUUCCAUCUGUCGACCUCAAGUUCGUAUUAACAGUCUUACAAUCCUGAAUUUAUCGGUGAGUAUAUGUGCGGCAACGACAUGUUGCCAUCGUCUUUAGUGCUACAGCUUCUGUCUUCUCCGGCAUCUACGCAUCAGUUCUGCCAAUGCAGUCGGUUCGGGGUCUUAAUUUAACGAGUAACUAGAGGUUUGUCUUGUGUGCCCUGUAUUCUGCAGGGCUGAUGACGGUUGGGAUUGAGAUUACACGGAUGAUGUUCCUUUUCAAAAUGACCACCAACUAUCUGCUGGGCCAGAUAGUCCUGACGUGACUUGGCACGGGUGGCCC